Penicillium cataractarum is the source of this 540-nucleotide messenger RNA. RefSeq lists its product as uncharacterized. Lineage: Eukaryota; Fungi; Ascomycota; Eurotiomycetes; Eurotiales; Aspergillaceae. The transcript has 2 exons. The record is from RefSeq and is a predicted model, not a curated record. The coding region runs from base 1 to 540 and encodes 179 amino acids.
AUGUCUUACAACAACGAUUCAGAUAACUACAAUGGUGGAAGCCGAGGGUCAGGCUUUGGUGACAACGAUAACUACGGCUCCAACGAAGGCGAUUACGGCAGUGGUAACAACGACUCUAGUUUUGAGCGGAACCUGGAUGGUGGUAGUGGUGGCUAUGGUGGAAAUGACAACUAUAGUGGCCAGUCCGGUGGCCAUUCUGGCGGCUUUGGUAGCCAGGGUGGCAACGAUAGCUAUGGGAACCAGUCCUCCGGUAACUCGGACAACUUCGAUAGUAAUCGGGGUGGAAGCUCUGGUAGCAGUGGCCUCGGUGGCCUUUUGAACAAAGCUGAAGGAUUCAUCAAGCAAGCCGGUUCCUCCUCCUACAACAACAACGGCAGCAAUAACAAUGGCAACAACAAUCAACAAGCCGGUUCAGCUGAUAACUUUGUUGACUCGACGGUUGAUAAGGAGGUCGACCAAUACGCCCCUUCUGGAACAGACAGUUUUGUGAACCAGGGCGUCAACAACGUGAUCAACAACGCAAUGAACAAGUUUCUGUGA